Colletotrichum lupini is the source of this 609-nucleotide messenger RNA. RefSeq names its product histone-like transcription factor and archaeal histone. Gene Ontology annotation, molecular function: protein heterodimerization activity; DNA-binding transcription activator activity, RNA polymerase II-specific; RNA polymerase II cis-regulatory region sequence-specific DNA binding. The coding region runs from base 1 to 609 and encodes 202 amino acids. Lineage: Eukaryota; Fungi; Ascomycota; Sordariomycetes; Glomerellales; Glomerellaceae. The transcript has 4 exons. Gene Ontology annotation, biological process: regulation of transcription by RNA polymerase II. Gene Ontology annotation, cellular component: nucleus; CCAAT-binding factor complex. The record is from RefSeq and is a predicted model, not a curated record.
AUGUCGGACUCCCCCCAAUCUCCUCCCAAGGAUGUCGACCAAGGUGUACAAUCACCGGAAGAGGAACAAAUGAACGAGGCUCAAGACCCACAGUCCGGUGGACUCACCUAUGAGUUCGAGGUCAAGGAGCAGGACCGCUGGUUGCCCAUAGCCAAUGUCGCCCGCAUCAUGAAGAAUGCGCUCCCUGAAAACGCAAAGAUCGCCAAGGAAGCGAAAGAAUGCAUGCAGGAAUGCGUCAGCGAGUUCAUCUCGUUCAUCACGAGUGAGGCCUCGGAGAAGUGUCAUCAGGAGAAGAGAAAGACGGUUAACGGAGAAGACAUUCUAUUCGCCAUGACUUCUUUGGGGUUCGAGAAUUACGCAGAGGCCCUCAAGAUCUACCUCUCGAAAUACAGAGAACAAUCCCAGUCCAACAGGGGAGAAACCUCCCACCGUCCAGGCAGCAGUGGCUACGGCGCCAACCCGCCAACCGGAGCAGGAAGUUUCCAAGCCGAGCCACAAAACAGCGUCCUCGGAGGCCAGCAAGGAGAUGGCACCGCCGACGCUCAGGGCUACAUGUACGGCGCGCAGACAGGGUACAAUGGUACCGGCGGUGCCGACGGCUACCAGUAA